AUGGCUUCUUCUCAUCAAAUGUACAAGCUAAUGGCCAUUGCAAUUCUCUUAAUCUCCUUCACAUUAACUACUCUCGCUGAGAAUGCUGAGCUCUCAAGCGUUACACAAUGCAAAUCCGGACCACAAGCAUCGCUUUGCCACAACAACAAAGAAUCGAAGAAACUCAAAAUCAUAGCAAUUUUUUCGAUCUUAGUGGCAAGUAUAAUUGGUGUUUCUUUACCCUUGUUUACCCAAGGGGUUCCGGCGUUAGGACCAGACCGAGAUCUUUUCGUAAUCGUCAAGGCAUUGGCCUCUGGAGUGAUCUUAGCCACAGGUUAUAUGCAUGUAUUACCUGACUCUUUUAACAAUCUCAAUUCCCCUUGCUUGCCAAGAAAUCCAUGGAAGAAGUUUCCAUUCACAACUUUUAUCGCUAUGCUCUCUGCUUUGAUGACGUUGAUGGUGGAUUCUUAUGCCAUGAGUUGGCAUAAGAAGAGAAUAUUUCUUAAGUCCCAAGAAAAUGUCGUUGAAACCCUAGAGAAUGGAUCAAAAGAAUUGGAGAGAGAAAACGGAACUAUAGUUGAGGAGGACGCAAACACUCAGCUUAUUAGGCAUCAAGUCAUUGCUCAGGUUUUGGAGCUAGGAAUUGUAGUGCACUCUGUUGUAAUCGGUCUUGCAAUGGGAGCUUCAGAUAACAAAUGUACCAUACGCUCUCUCAUCGCUGCUCUUUGCUUUCAUCAGUUAUUUGAAGGCAUGGGACUUGGCGGUUGCAUUCUUCAGGCACAAUAUGGAAAAAAAACAAACUGGAUAAUGGUGGUUUUUUUCUCGGUGACGACACCAUUAGGGAUCGUUCUAGGGAUGUUGUUACAAACUGUAUAUAGCCCGGCGAGUCCAACGGCAUUGAUUGUGGUUGGUGUUUUAAACGCGUGUUCGGCCGGUUUAUUGAACUACAUGGCACUUGUUGAUCUAUUGGCUGCUGAUUUUUUGGGACCAAAGUUGCAAGGAAAUAUGAAGCUUCAGACACUGGCUUAUGUUGCUGUUUUUCUUGGUGCCGGAGGAAUGUCUUUGAUGGCCAAGUGGGCUUAG
Molecule: messenger RNA, 1062 nt
Organism: Capsella rubella
Lineage: Eukaryota; Viridiplantae; Streptophyta; Magnoliopsida; Brassicales; Brassicaceae
Product: zinc transporter 7
Exons: 3
Coding region: 1-1062 (353 amino acids)
Biological process (GO): zinc ion transmembrane transport
Cellular component (GO): plasma membrane
Molecular function (GO): zinc ion transmembrane transporter activity
Source: RefSeq, a predicted model, not a curated record